Molecule: messenger RNA, 399 nt
Organism: Nezara viridula (southern green stink bug)
Lineage: Eukaryota; Metazoa; Arthropoda; Insecta; Hemiptera; Pentatomidae
Source: the annotation of a GenBank genome assembly
AUGGCCAGAUUCUCCACUCAUGUCCUGAGCGUCUGUUGCUCUAGUGCCCUCCAUCAGCCUCCACUGGUAUUGCAAGCCAGUGGAGGCUGGGCGCGGCUGGGAGAGAAGCACUGGGACCUCCUGGGGUCCAAUAGGAAUAGCGCUGAGCUCCGCGGCGGCUCAGAGCCAGGAGGAGCUGGCGCAGUUCGUGGCGAGGCAGCAGACCUUGGGGGCGCUCGGCGGCGGCGGCUACCAGGCCCCGGCCCAGCCUGCGGCCCAGCCCGGCAGGAGGCAGGCCUACUUCCUCCCCCAGGGCAAGUCCGCCCUCCAGGCGUCGCCCCAGCAGCAGGUCUACCAGAUCCCGCAGUCCAAGGCCAACGCUUAUCAGCCUCAUUAUGUUAUUCAAGAGCAUAUAUCUAG